This is a messenger RNA of Paramecium sonneborni, 2669 nucleotides long. The record is from the annotation of a GenBank genome assembly. NCBI's taxonomy places the organism in Eukaryota, Ciliophora, Oligohymenophorea, Peniculida, Parameciidae.
AUGGAUCAACCGCAACCCCAUUCAAAUACUAAAUUUAUGAAAAAAUUGUCAACUAUCAAAUGCUCUGUUCCUAUCUUAAUUGCAUUAUCAAUUUUAUCAGUCAUCUUUGCCUUUUUAGGCUAUUUUAAAAAUAACAAUUUUGAAUUUCUUAUUUUAGCAAUCUUUGAUGUAAAUAUACUAAUUAUCAUAUUUAGAUCGCUCUUCUUUUCAUUUUGAUUAUUACAUUAUACUUUGUAUUCACACUACAAUUAGAUGAAGAUGGUAAUCCUGAAGAGAAUAAUACAACAUACAUCUUACAAUUUGGAUUGUAAAGCAUAAGUGCUAUCACACUUGGAAUCAUUAUAACAAUCAUACAAUAUAAAACUCAUUUGACAAAUUUAUGGUUUAUUGGUCUUUAAGUAAUAAAGUUGAUAUUCUUACUCUACAUUAUCAAUAAAACAAAAUAAUUUAGUAAAACAUAAAAUGGAAUUCACAGAUUCACUUUAGCUUUCACAGCUUUAUUGAAUAUUUUAUUUUUGUUGUUUGCAGCAACUAAUUUCAAAUUCGUAAAAUAAUCUUUUUAUAUAAUAGUUAGUCUAUUUAAUAAACAAUCAAGUCUUUUAACUAGAUCAAAAUAACACAAUCAUUUUGUUUAUGCAAUAUGGAUUAUUUGCUUUAUUAAUGGCUACACUCUUAAUAAGUGUAAUUUUAAUUUUUAGAGUCUAAAACUAUUUCUUGAUUGUAGCCUUUUUAGUAGUUACAGCUUUGAUGAUUGCAGCCACAGCUAAUGGAAUGAUGAUAAGGUAAUAUUCAAUACUAUAAAAUGACAUUUCUACACAAAAAGGUUGUAGAUAUGCGCUACAAAGUCUUGGAGUUUAGACAGUUAAAUAAUUUUUAAAAUGUUCAGAAAAAUACAUAAAUUAAAAAUAAUCGCCCUAUUUACCAUGUUCUUAAGAAAAUCAAUCCUAUAUGUGGGAAUCUAACAUGGAUUAAAUAGCAUGCAUUAAUUUGGAUUGUUGUGACUCACUUAAGGAUUUUAUUAAUAAACCUUUAUAUCAUUUGACUGUUUGGAUUAACAUUAUUGUGGCUAUUGGAAUUAUUUAAGCAUUUAAUACAGCUAUGUUAUCUAAAUUUGAUCUUGGUAAUAAAGAAUAAAAUGUGAUCACAGAUUUAUUAAUGUUAUUACUAUUUUUUGGAUUAUUCUUUGGAAUUAUUGCUGUUUAUAAUUCUAUAUCACCUUAACAAUUAUAAUUAUAGGAUUAAGUUGUAGAGUAAUUAUUUUAUUAAUUUUUCAUAUAGAAAACCUUUACUUUUAAAUUAAUUAACAGUUCUUGAUGUACCAACAUAUAAAUAUUUCAAACCAUAAAAAUCUUUUGGAUCUUAAAUGUCAAGUACAGACAUUUGUGAGCUGGCCACUAACUUAAUGUUAACAAAAGUUAAUUUCUAACCUAAAAAUAAUUUUAAAAAGCCUGGGUAGAAUUAUUUUUUUAUUCUAGAAUACUUCUUGGUAUUUUAGGCCAAGGAGGAUCAUUUUUAAUUAACAAUGAAAUUAAUCUAAGUGAUUUAAAAAUUUUAACAACUGAAGAAUUGAUAAAAAAGGCAUUUCCUAAAGCUAAUAAACCAGAAUAAGAUGCUAUAAUUGUAGAAGGUUCUCUAGCUUCUGUUAGUCAUUUUUUAGGUUCAUGCUUAUAAUUUUGUUCUGAUGAACCUGAAACAGCUGAUUUCACUAUACUAUAAGAAUUUUAUGAAAUGGAAAAUGAUAAAAAAAAUAGAGUCCUAAGCAUAGAUCCUUAACUUUAAAAAUAAUUUAGCAAAAUUGUACCUUAUUUGAAAAUCACUGCAAAUGUUCAGAAUAGUGAAGAUUUUUCAGCAAUUUCAGAUGCUGAAGGAAAAUUAUUCUAUGGAAAGUUUGUCUAUACAACUUGUUAAAUUAUGGAAUAAGUAGAAUCGCCAUUUUUAUCAUUCAAAUCUGAUGUAGAUGGAUUGCUCAAUUUUUAUAAAGUUGCUACUAAAUAAGUUUAUACUUUAUUAGUCUAGAAAUAAGGUUAUAAAAAUGCUUGUGCACUUGUUGAUUUAACUUAAUUAUCACCAAAAACUUAAAUUUAUGUAAGAAUGGUUAAGGAGGUGAAAAAACAUUCAAUGAAGAUUACUUUAGAAUGGACAUCUAAAAAUUUAAAUUUAGAUUUGUAUGGUCAAUUCAAAGGAGAAAAUUUUGUUUGUUUAACUGGAUCUAUUUCUAAAUCUUGUGGAGGUAUGAGUUUAUAAAGUAAAAAUGAAAAGGAUUAACAUAUUGAAAUUUUAACUAUUGAAUAAAUAUAACCUUUUACUUAUUUAAUCUUUAUUAAGAGAUUUAUGGAGAGAACAUAAGCUUUGGAUGAAAGAGUAGUAAAUGUAUAAGAUUGGAUAGAAUCUAAUCCAGUUGUAACAAUAUAUGUUUAUGAAUUAGAUUAUCCACUUGUACAAUAUAGGUUGCCUUCAAGUAAAUAUAAAUAUAAUUCAUAAUAGUACCAAUGUCUUUUAGGGACAAAAUUGACUUUACUUGGUUAGUUUUUUAAUUUGAUGGAUAAGUUGGUGAUGGUCCAAUUGAACUUAAAACUUAUUGGUCAGAAAUAUCAAACGAGAGUAUAAAGAAUAGCAAAUCUUAUAAAAAUAAAUUUUGGCCUUCUCCUGUUAUGAUAGAAAACAAAUGA